This is a messenger RNA of Miscanthus lutarioriparius, 2730 nucleotides long. NCBI's taxonomy places the organism in Eukaryota, Viridiplantae, Streptophyta, Magnoliopsida, Poales, Poaceae. The record is from the annotation of a GenBank genome assembly.
AUGGCGACGUCGUCCUCCUCCAAGAAGGUGUGGCCGACGGCGAGCGCCAAGGGCGGCGUCGAGGCGGCGGCCGCUGGCGACGGCAGGGUGGGCAUCCUGUCCUUCGAGUGCUUGGUGAGUAUUUUGAAGUUAUUGGCUGAUUGGGAGCAACUUCGAAGAGAUUCCUCAAAGCAAGGGAGCAUUGUUGAAUCUCGUGAAGAUGAUGCUUCAAGGAGCUUGGCAACUUCAAAUUCUUCAAUUUCCGCAACUCCUAGUUUGAUAAUCGGAGUUAAGCAGAUAGCCAUGUUUGGGAAAAUAAGCUUCUGGAGAAACUGCAUGCUUGUUGAUUUGCUGAUUCUAUCUGUAUUAGCAACAAGAUGUUUGUCAGCUCCCACGGCAAGAACAGACAUCAUCUUUCAGAACCAGUCAAUUUCAGAUGGGCAGACCCUGGUGUCCAUGGGAAAAGAAUUUGUGCUCGGUUUCUUCAGCCCUGGAGCUUCGAGCAACCGGUAUGUUGGUAUAUGGCACAACGAUGUUUCAGAAAGAAGAGCUGUCUGGGUUGCUAAUAGGAAUAAUCCAUUACAAGAUACUUUUGGCGUACUUAAGUUUGAUAACAAUAGUAAUCUGAUUGUUUUAGAUGGGAGGGGAAACUCAUUCACAGUGGCUUAUGGGAGAGGAGUGCAAGAUGUGGAGGCUGCAAUACUGGAUAGCGGCAACUUUGUCCUAAGGAGCAUCACGAACCAAGAUAAGAUCAUAUGGCAGAGCUUUGACUUUCCUACAGAUACAUGGCUCCCUGAAAUGAACAUUACACUUGGUAGUAAACUGACCUCAUGGAAGAGCUAUGAUGACCCAGCAGUCGGGGAUUAUUCUUUUGGACUUGACAGAACUAAUGCGCUUCAACUCAUUAUCUUGUGGAAAGGUUAUAAUUAUUGGACCUUUGGACCCUGGACCGCUUCUAUGAAAUCUCUGAUUCCAGAGCUAACAAAUAUUCCUAUCACCCCUGUUUCAUUUCAAUGUGGCAAUCUUACAUGCACAUACACUCCCAAUCCUAGAGACACAAUGACAAAGAUUGUGUUGGAUCCGGAUGGUUCAUUGAACAUUGCCCAAUUUAGUCGUGGAACUGAGUCAUGGACUCUCUUAUGGCGACAGCCUGCUAGCUGCGAGGUGUCUAACUUAUGUGGUGUUUUUGGUAUAUGCAACAACAGUAUGUCAGAUGACAGUAUAGCAUAUGAAUCCCCCUGUCGCUGUCCAAAAGGCUUCGCACAAGCCUCUCCGGGAAAUACCAGGAAAGGUUGCACGAGGCAAAUCCAACUGCAGUGUAAUGGGGAUAGGUUUAUUAGUAUGUCUAGUAUACGACUCCCUGACCCCAGUGUUAAACUUUCUGCUAUCGGAGAGAGCAAAUGCCAAUUGGAAUGCAUGACAAAGUGCUCCUGUACUGCAUAUUCUGUAUUGGAUGGUUGCAGCCUAUGGUAUGGCAAUCUAACAAAUAUGCAGGACGGAUAUAAUGGGAGUGGAGUAGGAACUCUAUAUCUUCGUGUUGCUGCAUCUGAGUUAGAAUCAACCAAUAGUUCAGGUCACAAAUUACUUUGGAUAGCUGGUGUACUUCCUUCAGUUGGAUUUCUUAUUUUUUGUGUAAUCUUGUUUAUUUGGAUCAGGAGAUCAAAAAAUAAAGGGAAAGGAAAACAGGAUGGUCAUCACUCCGUAAUGACUUCGGAUGCUAUCAAACUCUGGGAGGGUGAGGAGACAAGCUCUUAUUUUGCGACGUUUUCCUUUUCACAAAUAAGAAAUGCUACAGACAAAUUUUCAACAGAAAACAUGCUUGGAGAAGGGGGGUUUGGCCCUGUGUACAAGGGCCACUUACCAGAUGGGCGGGAGAUUGCUGUUAAGAGACUAGCAGCAAAUUCAGGGCAAGGGUUACCUGAGUUUAAGAAUGAAGUCCUGCUUAUUGCUAAGCUUCAGCACAGAAAUUUAGUCCAGCUGUUAGGUUGCUGCAUUGAAGAGGAAGAGAUGUUAUUAGUGUAUGAGUACAUGCCGAACAAAAGCUUGGAUUUCUUCUUAUUUGAAAAAUCAAGAAGAGUUUUGCUAGACUGGGAAAUGCGGAUGAACAUAAUUGAAGGGGUUGCACAGGGUCUUAUUUAUCUCCACAAGCAUUCUCGACUUAGAAUUAUUCAUAGGGACCUGAAAGCAAGCAACAUUUUGUUGGACACUGAUAUGAACCCUAAGAUCUCGGACUUUGGGAUGGCGAGAAUAUUUGAUCCCAAAGGAACACAAGCUAAUACGAAACGAGUUGUCGGAACAUAUGGCUACAUGGCUCCUGAGUACGCUAUGGCAGGCAAUUUCUCCACCAAGUCCGAUGUAUUUAGCUAUGGAGUCUUGCUUCUGGAGAUUAUCAGUGGAAUGAGAAAUGCUGGAUCUCGAAGACAUGGCAACUCUGUUAGCCUCCUUGGUUACGCAUGGGAACUAUGGAACGAAGGCAGAUGCCAUGAGCUCAUUGACAAACCAUUACACGGUAGGUGUCCUGAGAAUGUAGCGCUAAGAUGCAUUCAUGUCAGCUUGUUGUGUGUUCAGGAGAAAGCUGCGGAUCGACCCUCCAUGACUGAAGUCAUUUCAAUGAUUACCAAUGGAAGUGCCACCUUACCAGACCCAAAGCAACCUGGUUUCCUCUCCAUGUUGGUCCCAAAUGAAACUGAUAUCGCUGAAGAAACAUGCUCCGUCAAUGGUCUCUCAGUCACCAUCCUUGACGGAAGAUAG